Messenger RNA from Helianthus annuus (common sunflower), 820 nucleotides. RefSeq names its product 26.5 kDa heat shock protein, mitochondrial. The record is from RefSeq and is a predicted model, not a curated record. Gene Ontology annotation, biological process: response to heat. The coding region runs from base 410 to 766 and encodes 118 amino acids. Lineage: Eukaryota; Viridiplantae; Streptophyta; Magnoliopsida; Asterales; Asteraceae. The transcript has a single exon.
GUAGCGGUGUGGCCGGGCGCUAAGGGGCGCGAUCAAGCAUUCCGGCGGUAUAUAUCGCCUCAUUACGGACGGUCUAAUAAUACGUCAUAUUACUAUUAGAAAAUACAUAAUAAAAAUACAAUUUGUAAAUAUCCUUAUAAUUGUUCUCAAACUUAUUUUCCAGAUUUUGAAACUAGCUAUUAUAUAUUCUAGACAAACAUUUUAAAGCAACCACAAAGUCAUUGAACUAGCGAGUUCAUAAUAGGGUUAUAUUUGUUAUCUUUUUCUAAAUUAUAAAUUCUAAAUUAAAUUUUUGAUGACACAGUCAAAGAAAAAUUUCAUGGGUAAAGCAUACCCGUUGUAAUUGUUCUGAUAUAAAGAUUUUUUGACACUAGGAUUAGGGAAUGCGAUCGUGGAAGCGGCUACAAAUAUGAACAGAUUACUCGAAAACUUAUCACCAUCACGUCUAAUAAGGCGAUUCAAAGAGAAAGACGAAAGCUACACCAUCAAGUUUCAGAUGCCCGGGUUGUCGAAAGAUGAUAUGAAGAUCACAGUUGAAGAUGGGAUGUUGUUCAUUCGAGGCGAGCAUAAGGACGAGGAAGAAGGUUCUGAUGACGAUGAGUUUUGGUCGGCCGCCACCUAUGGGUACUAUAACACUAGUCUCAUGCUGCCGGAAGAUGCGAAAGUGGAGGAGAUUAAGGCGGAGAUGAAGGAUGGAGUGUUGCAUGUUGUUAUACCAAAAGAUGAGACCAAGAAGAAGCAAAUCAAGGAGGUUCAUGUUGGCUAGUUUUUAUAAAAAGAAAAAAAUAACUUUUUUAUAAAAAUGUGUGAUGUAUCAUGU